GUAGAUCUGCCCCCCGCAUAGAGUUGGCCCUGGGUUUUCUCGUGAGGAGGCCUUGUGGUGGCCUACAACUUGCACAGCCAGUUGCUGGCUCUAGAAAUUGGCGGAGGCUUGGGAGCAGCUGGGAGACGGGAGUUAUUUUUGAUCCUGUACCUGUGAGAGCAAGUAUUCUGAACCGUUGACUUGUGAGUGAGGGCCUGGGGGAUGCUGAAAGUUGCUCCUGAGGUAUGCUGCAAACUCGAGUUCAGCUCUACCAGACCCUGUGGCCCCAGGCAGCCCCGGUGAUUCGCAGUGUCCGAUCGGUCCCAGGGGCCUACGGCUUUCUGGGGCUUCUUUUUCAUAGGAAAAUCCCAUGAGCAGUUUCCACCACGUCUGACUGGCUGCAGCAAUCUUCCACCACUGCAGCGUAAACCUCAGCUCCCUGGGAAGCUGGAUGCCAGGGCAGCCAGCGUGUCUGGGGCUGCAUCUCCCAGUGGCUGUGGAGGUGAAAGAGCUCUAAGCAUCUUGAGAUGCAUUUCUGUGCUGGCUGCUUAGACAAUGCUGGGAAACUCGGAAGGGAAAGAAAAGCUGGAGGGGGUGGGUGGAUGUCGACCUUUCCACACCCUGCCCCAGGAAGGGGCGCUGCGUGGGACUCGGCCGCACCCCUGCAACUCAGGUGGGCGAGAGGGACCCUGCAUCUCCCAACUUGCAUGUGCUUGAGCCGUAGGAUGAGCGCUGUGUUUGUGUGAGGAGUUGUGCUAAACGCUCUGGUUGUAGGGGAGCUGGCUGGAGAAUGGCAAAUGCUUUCAGCAUUCAGGUUCAGUGUGCAUUUUCCAAUCUGUCUGUGGGUGCCACAAGGUAAAUCGGAGAUCUGGAGGAUCCUUCCAUUGCAGUAUGGCAGCAGGAGAUGUGAUGUCUGACGCUGGGGGGUGUUCUGGGCUUGCAGAAGCAAAUCGUGCUAUUUGUCACCUGUCAGUUCCCUUUGCUGUGGAUCUAGGUCACUAAGCCACCUGGGACAGGAUUUAUCAGAAAUUCGUUUGAAGUAAAGGUCAUGUAUUGUUGUUUAAGUUCGAAUGACAGUAUUUCAGGGUCACAGAAUUUGCGCCUUCCAUUGGUGAGCGGUUUAUUGCAAAGCCUUUGAGAAGCAGCAGGCUGCAGACUUUGCCUGGGAGCAGGUUAGUGUCUGUGCUAGAGGAGCAGUGCCCGCCGGCCACAGGGCGCCUGUCCCAUGGCUCGUCCAGGCUGACCGCGGGAGGGCGUGGAGUCCCGGUGGGCAAGGGAGGUAAAACGUCAAGGGCUGAAAAUGCAAAUUCCUAUUUUCCAGGUUGCUAGGAAACAAAGCGAGCUGCGCCUUGGCUUGACUCCAUGCUUGCCGGGAGCUGGAGCAGGCGAUGGAGCAGAGCUCUUCCCUGAUGCCAGCCCAGUGGCACUGUCUUCUGUGACACUGUCCAGGGUCCCUGCUCCUGCGGUCGGGAGCGCGCAUUAGACAAGCGUGCUCGGUGCAGCUUGCUCAGGCCCCAGCGGCGCAUGUUGCCUGCAGCGAGGUGUUGCUCUGACUGAGUGUUGCGAAGCGUAGGGUACGGCUCCUUCUGGCACCAGUACUCCUCGCCUUUUGUAGAAGCAGAUCAGUCCAUGAUGCCUGAAGUCCGUGACCUUUCAGACGCCUUACCCGACCUGCCGAUGGACCCAAUCACCGGAGUCGGGGUGGUUGCCUCCCGGAACCGGGCACCCACAGGUUACGACGUUGUCUCACAGACGGCAGAUGGCCUGGAUGCCGACCUCUGGAAAGACGGCUUGUUUAAAUCCAAGGUCACACGAUACCUGUGCUUCACCAGAGCAUUUUCAAAAGAGAACAGCCACUUGGGCAAUGUCCUGGUUGAUAUGAAGCUCAUCGAUAUCAAGGACACGUUGCCUGUGGGCUUCAUCCCCAUCCAGGAGACGGUUGACACACAGGAAAUGGCUUUCAGGAAGAAGAGGCUGUGCAUUAAAUUUAUCCCUCGAGACUCCACAGAGGCUGCGAUUUGUGAUAUCCGAAUCCUGGGCAGGUCUAAGCAAGCUCCUCCACAGUACACUUUUAUAGGGGAACUGAACAAUAUGGGCAUUUGGUACCGAAUGGGCAGGGUGCCACGAAACCACGAAUCUUCACAGCCCACGACUCCCUCUUCCCAAGCACCAGCUUCGACACCAGCUCCCAACCUCCCUAGGCACAUAUCCCUGACGCUCCCUGCCAGCUUCCGAGGCAAAGGCCACAGCACGCGACUCGACCUGGAGCACCAGCACUCGAACUUGUAUGCCAUCUCAGCAAUGGACGGCGUGCCUUUCAUGAUUUCCGAGAAGUUUGCCUGCGCUCCUGAAACGAUGCAGCAAGUCGAUCUCCUGGGCAUCACGAUCAAAUCACUGGCAGAAAUCGAGAAGGAGUACGACUACAGCUUCAGGACUGAGCAGAGCGCGGCGGCCCGGCUGCCCCCCAGCCCCACGCGGUGCCAGCAGCUGCCGCAGUCCUGAGGGCGUGCGGCGGCUGGCUCUGUGGAGAAGCGGUGUGCACGCGAGGAUACUACUGAGCGGGCGGCCAGCCCCGGCAACCAGCACUACCGGACCCCUUCUCAGCAGAGGACACGUCGCGAACGCUUGCCACCCCUCCGCUGCGUUCCCCCCUCUCCCAUACGUGCUGUUUCUGCCACCCGGACCGUGGAGCCCUGCCAGCCACCCUCGCCCAUCGCCCUGCCUGAAUUCUUCCUCGCUGCCAGCUGUGCAUGUCUGAGCCAACAGCUCUUGAGCCCUCCCUGCUCCGUGCGUCCUGCUGCCCCAGAGUCCCCAUCGCACCCGGCAGAAGCGACGUGCUGAGCACUGGAGAGCCCCGGUGGGACCCCGCUGGCAACACCCCCAAGGAGCACGGCUAACAACGCAGCCGGUCACUCGGCAAACGGCAUAGCGCACCAGCUUGCCUUGGGCCUGCCCAGCUGGCCUUCUCAGGCAGGAUCCUCCGAGCCCUACAUUCAGGAGUGCGGUGGCCUUCCCAGCCAAGCCCCCGGGAGUGGUCAACCUCCACUUGCUUUUUCCAGGCUAGGCCACACAGCAGCUUGCACGUGGCUCAGAUCCACUUGGAGCCUGCUUUAUUUCUGGCUCACACAGCAGGUCCCAUUCCCCAAGGCCCGGCCUUCAGCAAAGCAGAGUGGUUCAGGGGCUACACAUCAUUGCACGAGGAGGUGGCAUGCCUGCUGUCUGCAGGGGUGCUGGCACUCUGGGACUCGGUGCCAGCAGCACACCGGCUGGACACGGGAAUGCCACCCUGAGUCCUCCCCUGCCCAGAAGCUUUGCCGUGGCACCUGCCGCCGAAGGGGCAUUGGGACCUGCUGGGUCCUCUGGGCAGUGUUCAAGCAUUUGCUCCUACUGGCUGCUAAGAGGAGGAGCCGUGCGAGUCCCCUCAUGAGCUCUGCAGCCCUCCUGGAGGAACACGCUACACUCAGACACGGUGCGUUACGAGGCUGGCAUGUGCCACUGGUCAGGAGCACGGUGCAUGGAGCCCUGACCUCCGCAGGCUGAUGGUCAGCAUCCCUAGCUCGUGUCUCAGUGAAAUGCAUGUCUUGGUGAAGUCUGUUGGUGUCGUAAGUUAUUUAGAAAUGUUCACCUGGUCUCCAUGCUGCUUUUCCAGUCUGCUGUAGAACAGAGCUACGUUACGGCGGCAAAAAAGGCAUUUUUUAAAAAGUAAGUGUUAAAAUGUGCAACUUUUUGUAUGAUAGAAUAUUGGUUGUCUAACCCUAUUCAGAUGCAAUUGCCAUAGUAACAAAUACUGGUUUUGUAGCUCUCGGUUUGGGUUAUUUGGAUGCACUGACCUGCUUUGCACUGCUCUUGACUGUUCCCGUGUUUUCUAGUGUAACGGAAUGGUGACUAACGGCAGGUUUUGUACUGCCGGUUUGUACUUCUCAUUUGUACAUAUGUAAAAAUAUUUCUUGUCCAAAGAUCCAUUUCUGGUCUUAAGGCACCGUACCAUAUCGCUGUAACAACAAGCACAAAACAUCACAGCCUUCUGGGGAGCCACGCUCCCCCUUGGACUCUUUUUAAACAAGUAGCCAUUGUACAAGCUGCCUCGAUGCUGGGCUGUGGAGGGGGAAUGGACACACGUGGGUGUAGAAGGGUCACUUGGGCACAAGCAUUAAGGCCUUGUGGUGCUUUGCAUCAGCUGUGUGGAGGCCCAGUGACCCCCCACAGCAGCUGUGUCUGCCUUUAGGGCUCUACGGCAGCUUACAGGUCUUAUUUUAUCUCUAGGAAAGCCAGACCAGGCCAAGCCUUGCUGCCCAAAGGGUAAUUGGUGAUGCUGAUGUCAACAAACGAGCGUGCCGCGAGAGCUGGCCCAGCCAGCCUGGGGGCUCUGCCCACGUUUGCUUGAAAUUCAUAUUCUCUCCAUGCUGCAGCAAUAGGCCCGGCCCAUUCUGUCCUUCUCUCUCGCUUUCUUCCCUUCUGCUGUCCGGAGUUCCUCCUGUAGCACCCAUUUGUAACUCCUUCGCUGGCCGAGUCUCGCAUCUUUGGAGCAGCUUUGACAUCCUGUUGGUGAAGUUUAGCCCCAAGUGCAUCAGGAGUUGCUCAUGCCCAAAGCCAAAAUCAAUGUUCUUUUCUGUCUCUCAGCAGCGAUGGUGGCUUACACCCCUCCAGGAGAAACCAACCCCAGCUUUUACCUCCGUGCCCCAUCAGGAACACUGGAUGUCCCCAGGCACUGGUAGGGCCAGCUCUCUGCAGCUGGUUGUACAGAUAGGUUUUGUCUUCUGUCUCCCCUCCCCAGCCCUCACCAGGUUGGUUCUGUGAUGCCUCUGCAAAGCAACGCAGGCGAUGACAUCUCACCCAGGUGCUGCUCCCGAGCCGUGGUGCAGCAGAGCUGUCUUGCUGCAAGCUUGGACAGCACAGGUGCAGCUGCCCACAAGCCUGUGUUGGGCCAAGAGGGUGUGCUGGGGCAAGGGCUCUGUCUGGUCACAGCCAGCCAGGCUCGCUCGGACUUGCUGAGCCUCUGCUUGACCCCCGUCAGUGUUGCUGCAGACGUGACGGCAGAGUUUGGCUGCGUAGUUCUGCAGCGUGUGAUCCUGCUUUGCACAGAGCAGGCUGACAGUAGCGUAAGAGAUGUUCCUAGGAUGUGUUCCCGCAGGAUCCCGAAUACUAAGGCCUCUGAGCAUUGUCAGUAUUUCAGUGAGGAAAUCUUAAUUGUUGUGCAGUAGUUGUCAUCCUCACCAGGUGCAGGGCUGGCCCCCAUGGACUGCUGGCAGUGCUCUCCAUUGGUGCCUGCAAGGCACAGGCAGUGGGGUCUCCAGUGUCUUAUUUUCAGCUCACGGUGUGGGUGUGCUGGCAGGGUCCUGGCAUACCCCAAAGGAGACGGCACAUCCUCUGCUCAGCAGGCCGCCGAGAUGGCACUGACUGGCUCUGGAGGAGUCCCUGUCCAGCCCGCCUCAGUCCAGAUGUGAGGGGAUGAGUGGAUGUAGCGCUCAGAGGAAGCAGUUUCUCAGAGCUGUCACGGCCCCGCUUUGUCCCUGGAAAAAAAGGAGAGCAGCAGUUGGUCAUGUGGAUAAAAGAGAAUUUGCCAAAAUACAUGUGAAGUCUCCUGACCCGUCUGCAGAGAUGGGUCAGGACAUCGGGGGUGUUGCUGACACUGGGCUGCAUCCUUUGAUUCCUAGUUGUCGGCAGUGCUUGGCCUCCGGGAUUUCCCACAGCAAAGAGCGGUGCUGGGGCAUGGGACUGAGGCAGCUCGUAGACCAGCCGGCAAAGGGACCGGGCCGCCAGGCUGGAGCCCAGCACAGUAGCAGUAGGUGUAGGGAGCUCGCCCCAGAGUGACGUAGACUGUCUGUGUCUUGAGGUCCUCGCAGGGCGUGGCGUGGCUGACGCCCCCAUUGCAGGACCGUUGUGGAGCUGUAGUUAGGUAGGAUUUGACUUCUCCGAUCUCCCUCCUGCCGUCCUCUCGUUGAGCGUGUCCUGAGCACGUGUGCUGUAGGAGGGAUCUGUUGUGAGCCCGUGUGCUAGUGAGGUGUCAGUGGUAGUCUGUGGUGUUGGGUUUGUUUGUUUUUUUCCCCACCGGUUUCUCAGAAGAGCUCGAGCAGGUUCAGCUGGACACAGGUUGCUUUGCCAUUUGCACACUUGCGGCAGGGCCUUGGAGAUCCCAGUGACCCGUUCGUCAGGACCCAAUAGCCCCUCUUGGCCUGGGACAGGAUGGACAUGGACAUGCCAUGCCCAGACCAGGCAGAUGUCAUCCCCUUUGUCCUGCCUCACCCAGGGCAGCCCCUUCAUCCCUGUUGUUUGUCUAUUAAACAUCCCUGCAACAUCUGGAGGAACCGGAUUGUCCGGGUGAUCCCAGAAAGGAUGGUCACCCUGUGGCAGGCCCUUUGGUCCAGCCCCGGCGCGCGAUAGACUCGUUCUGGGGCUGCAUCUUAUUGGGACGGUGAUGCAGGCCGUGACCGGCGCAUCUGCCGGGUGCUGGGGCAGCCUCUCGCCGAAGAGCCACGCGGCAGUUGGGAGCCUGGUGCUCGGGCGCCUCAGAGCCAUCUCGCAGUAGGGCCCUGGAGCAAGAGGAGCUCUGCCAACAGACAAGCUCCGGUGUCCCUGGACCGGGGCAUCCCCCUGGGACACGGCCGUUUCUUUAGGGUCUGCCAUCCCCGUUGCAGGUUUAUCUUCAGGCAGGUAGAGUAGAAGCCACCCCCGGGCUGAGGGGCUGCGCUAGGCCUCAUGUCCACAACAGGGCGCAAGCGGGACUGACGCAGUGCCUGAGCCUUGUGUCGGCCCCAGCACGGGCGCGUUUCUCUCGUAGCGAAGGGUAUCGUGUAUCGCUGCGUUUCAAUAUUACCUCAGCCUUCGAGCCUUGAAGAACUAACGUAGAGCAGAGUUCUCCUCCGAGCAGCAGCGGAGAGAGCCGGAAAGAGAACAAAUGUCGAUAUUAGUUGUUCUGAGCCAUAAAAUUAGGAAAAGAUUGCGGCUAGGGAAACUCGACCCUCUGCUAAUUAAAAACUCAGUGCGGUGCUGCUCAGUUCCUUCUGUUCAUUGGAUGCAGGGAAACCAAACUGCUUGAAUAUUUCUGGGUUGUUCAUUGUGAAAUGAAUUCCUGACAGCAGUGGUUUAACUGUCGUAUCAUGAAAAUGGAAAAGAGAAACCUUUUAUGCAGUUGCAAAAUGUUUUUUAAGAUGCUAUGCAUUUUUGUUGGGCUAUUGAAAGUGAAUUUACUGUGCAUUAAUCUUAUGAAUGUUAUUACCUUUUAUAUUUAUUUUAGAUGGCCCUCCUGUAUUUUACAAAGGGAAGUUUCGUUGUGAUAACUUAGUCUGUAUUCUUAAUAUAAUUUGUUAAAUAAAAGUUUGUUUUAACCA
This is a messenger RNA of Gavialis gangeticus (Gharial), 7307 nucleotides long. RefSeq names its product multivesicular body subunit 12B (gene MVB12B). Lineage: Eukaryota; Metazoa; Chordata; Crocodylia; Gavialidae. The transcript has 10 exons. The record is from RefSeq and is a predicted model, not a curated record. Gene Ontology annotation, cellular component: late endosome; ESCRT I complex. Bases 1609 to 2481 code for a protein of 290 amino acids. Gene Ontology annotation, biological process: virus maturation; regulation of epidermal growth factor receptor signaling pathway; viral budding.